GGAGACUACCUGUACAUGUGGGGUGGGGACCAGCCUGAUCUCCCUGAAGUGCAUAAUAAUGAAAAGAAGAAAUCAAUGUGUUCUUUGAUGGAGGUGUGUCACCUAAGGACUGGUACCUAGGUGGGAGCAGAAACCCACCACUGGUAACCAUCCACUGGGUGUUGUUAGCUAUGCAGCUGCUGCCAUUGGAAGGGAAAUAUUUUAUUUCGGAGGGGAUUGUAAUCAUGGUGACUGUUAUCAUAAUAGUUUAUGCAGUUUUAAUGUUGAUACCUUCAAAUGGAAGGAACUCUCUCCUACUACAUCUCAUCAUGGUCCUAGGAUGAAGCACCUCUGUGACAUGAUAGCAAUAAAAGUGAACAGUGAGGACUAUCUUGUAGUAGUCGGAGGAUAUGGAUCAACUUCUAAUAACACACCCAAACAACCUGGUGCCCAGUACAGUGAGAUUGAAGAUAUAUUUUCUAUUGAAACUAAUCAACGAUGCAAUGAGAUUCAUUUCUAUAAACUCUCAACAGGACAAUGGAUAUCACCGACUGUCACUGGAGACAGACCACCUCCUAUUAAUAGCUUCACUUUAACAUCAAUUAAUAAUUCCAGUGCUAUAUUAUUUGGAGGUUUCACUGCUAAUGGAGACAGUAACAAUGUAUAUAUUCUUAAUUUUACUGAUACAUCAGUGAAUUGUUCAAAGUUAUCUAGUCCUGGACAAUCCGUACAAUGGCCUAAGGAAAGAAGUGCUCAUUCCAGUGUAUUGAUUAACACUAGCUCAGGACCACACCUACUAGUGGUGGGUGGAACAGCAGGGUUAUUUGUUUCUAUUUCUGAUAUUUGGAUAUUUGAUACUAACAAUAAAUCAUGGAAGGAACUGGAUAAUGUACCAGACGAUGUCACUGAUAGAUGGCGUCAUUCACUUUUAGUUUGGAGUGUGACUCCAACCACUAACUGGAUAAUUGUGUUUGGAGGAAUGCAAAUCAUUUCACUAAUAAGUGAUCCAGCAGUUAUUUAACUCAGAUAUACUAGUAAUAAUGAUUGGUCUACUAGUAUAAUACC
Messenger RNA from Amphimedon queenslandica, 1044 nucleotides. RefSeq names its product kelch domain-containing protein 1-like. Bases 320 to 1000 code for a protein of 226 amino acids. Gene Ontology annotation, molecular function: protein binding. The transcript has 6 exons. Lineage: Eukaryota; Metazoa; Porifera; Demospongiae; Haplosclerida; Niphatidae. The record is from RefSeq and is a predicted model, not a curated record.